ACCAGGAGAGAGAGAGCAAGAGAGAGAGAGAGAGAGAGAGAGAGAGAGAGAGAGAGAGAGAGAGAGAGAGAGAGAGAGAGAGAGAGAGAGAGAGUGGCACCAUGACAGCGAUGCAUCUGAAGGCACUGACGGUUGUGCUAAUGGUGGUGGCACUCCCGACCAUACAGAGCUGCUCGGCGCCUUUCAAGCUUCUGGCCAACAGGUGGUGCGUGGCGGCCAUGAUCGGCAGCGGAAAUUCGAGUCUUCAUUCAUGGGAGCCAGCGAGGAAGGAUUGUCAGAGUCACGGCGGAGACUUAAUCAUUCUGGAGGAUCACGACAAGAUGCGAGCCGUCUCUGAUUACCUAGACGCCAUUGAUGAAUUCCAAUUGAAGUAUCCGUGCUGGGUGGGCGGCAGAACAGUCUCAGGCGUGUGGCAGUGGGUUGACGGGAGCGAGAUGAACCUCCAGUCCCACCUGUGGGGGCCAGAGCAACCGGAUAACAACCCAAACCAAGAAGAAUACGCCUUACUGGUCAUGUUUGAAGACAAGCGCCGCCUGGUAGGUACUACAGCUACCCUUGUACAAGGCCACUUGUGCGAGAAAUAGACGGAGGAGGAAGUACUGGGAAAACAAGAUGACUCCUAUACCAGCUAAGGAUUCCCCUCUCAUUCGUUUAGGGAUCAGCACCUCAUUGGACCAUUUUUUUCUAUAAUUUUGUUGUCUUCGGCCUUUUAUUCAUCUUACAUAAUAAAAAGGACAUAAUGGUCAGUUUUGAGUGACAAGAUAGAAAAAUAUGGAAGUUAUAAGCUGAAUGAGUUUGAAUGAAGAAAAAGAAAGGAAGGAAAGGAGGAAAAAAGAAUUAUAAGAGAAUAUUCUAAGCAGUAAGAUUCGAUACUGUGUUUCGAGAAGUAAACAGAGACAUUACAACAAAAAAAAA
Portunus trituberculatus (swimming crab) is the source of this 915-nucleotide messenger RNA. Its product is annotated as P-selectin-like. The record is from RefSeq and is a predicted model, not a curated record. NCBI's taxonomy places the organism in Eukaryota, Metazoa, Arthropoda, Malacostraca, Decapoda, Portunidae. The transcript is spliced from 4 exons. The coding region runs from base 102 to 584 and encodes 160 amino acids.